CGGCAGCAGCGGAAGAGGCGGCGGCGGCGGCGGCGGCGGCGGUGGUGGUUCCCGAGGCUGGUCAGGAAUCAGGGCAAUCCCGAGUGCCCGGCCCGGCCCGGCCCCUGCGCGCCCAGCUUCGGAGAGUUCCCUGGAACCUUCAACCAUGGCAGAAUACGGAACCCUCCUACAGGACCUGACUGAUAAUAUCACCCAUGAGGAUCUGGAACAGCUGAAGUCUGCUUGCAAAGAAGACAUCCCAAGUGAGAAAAGUGAGGAGAUCACUACUGGCAGUGCCUGGUUUCAGUUCCUCGAGACCCACAACAAAUUGGACAAAGAUAACCUCUCCUACAUAGAGCACAUCUUUGAGAUUUCAAGGCGACCAGAUCUGCUCACCAUGGUGGUUGACUACAGGACCCGUGUGCUAAAGAUCUCUGAGGAGGAUGAGCUGGACACUAAACUGACCCGAAUUCCUAGUGCCAAGAAGUACAAAGAUAUCAUUCGGCAGCCCUCAGAGGAAGAAAUCAUUAAGCUGGCUCCCCCACCCAAGAAGGCUUGAAGGAGGAGGAGAAGAGGAGGAAGGUUGGACCUUCAGUGGACCACCCCUAUCCUCCUGGGGAGGGGGAAGGGGCAAGCACUGCACCAUUACCCCCUACCCUACCUAUUCACUAACCUGGUCUUAACCACUCCCAAUUGUGUAUGUGCGCGCGCAUGUGUGUGCGCACACUCUGGCUGUCUGUCUGUCCGUCUAGCUCGCCUAGUUCCCCCUCCCUGGGGGGGGCAGGAUAUGGGGUCUUAGUCCCCCCACUCCAGGGGAAGGUGGGGGCUAUUUCUAUGCAAAUAGAAAUCAGCACAUUCCCCCUGCAUCUCCUGGUCCCACUCCCUUAUCUCUUUAUGCCCCCCACAAAAAAGUCUAGGAGCAGAGUGGGGGUGAUUUUUUCCAAUGCAAUGAGGAAAGAUGGGGAUGAGGAAAACUAAAAUGUUGAUGGGUUGGGAAGGGUCCUGAAUGGGCUGAGAGGACAUAAGGAAAGAGUAAAGUUAGUAGUUCUAGGCCAAUGUGGCCCAAGAGUGGACCUGAAUUCCCCACUUGGGGAAGGCUCAAUAAGGUCAAGAUUCAUGCACUGCAGCUGAGUUAUAGGGCAGAUCCCCAUGAUGCCCUCCCUUCAUUCUCGUUAGAGAAUGAUUGGAAGGGCAUGAGUAAACCCCUUUUCACUUUUUUUCACCCACCUGAGAUGGGUAUAAAAGUUCUUAAAGUUGAAGCCCCUGUUUGCUUUCCACUCUUGAAAGCCAGAGUUGGUAGGAAGCCAAGAAUGAAGGGGAAUAGCAAAGAGCCCCUUCUUUGUUCCUCCAUUCCUCUUUGGUGACUUUCACAGUGAACCUGAGGAAGACUAUCCUCAACCAGUCCUCCCUCCAAAAAACACUCCAACUUGGGGCUUUUUUGGGCCUACGGGUUCCAAUCCCAAUCUAUCCUCUACUUUCAGGGCCCAUGCCCCCACCAUUGGCUAACGUGGAGUUACCCCUAUCACCAAGUUACCCUUGGGAUAUCCCCAGACAAUAGUUAAGGGGAGGGGGAAAACGACAGUAUUUUCUUUUGCACUAAUUCUGCACCCCAGGCAAGAGACCCGGCUCAUUUUGGUAGGGGGAACACGGAUCACUCCUCCACUUGGCCCCAUUUCCUGGCCCCCUUGUGUUUAUGGCCACUUCCUAGCCAAACCACUAGGGGGUACUGACCCUAGCCUAUGGACCCCAAGAUGCCCCUCCCUACCCUGACCGUGCUAACUGUGUGUACAUAUAUAUUCUACAUAUAUGUAUAUUAAACCCGCACUGCCAUGUUUGCCCUUUUGUGGUUUCUAGCGUUAACUUAUUGUCUAGGUCAGACCAGAGAGCUUGGGGGUGGGGGGAGGUGGGGUGGCAUAGAAGGGUUGCCAAAAUAGAAGAGAAGACAAUUAAAAAAAAAAAAAAAACAUUCAAGCCUAGAGUGGAUU
Sarcophilus harrisii (Tasmanian devil) is the source of this 1964-nucleotide messenger RNA. RefSeq names its product proliferation and apoptosis adaptor protein 15 (gene PEA15). The coding region runs from base 146 to 538 and encodes 130 amino acids. Gene Ontology annotation, molecular function: protein binding. The transcript is spliced from 4 exons. The record is from RefSeq and is a predicted model, not a curated record. Lineage: Eukaryota; Metazoa; Chordata; Mammalia; Dasyuromorphia; Dasyuridae. Gene Ontology annotation, biological process: negative regulation of extrinsic apoptotic signaling pathway via death domain receptors; MAPK cascade.